GGUGUUCGCUUCGUCGAGGCACCAUAUGGAUGCCUUCAACGAGACUUCACCUUCCGACGCAACUAUUUUCUCGUUUUCGACAGCACCCUUCAGGGAAGCCUUCACGGAACAGGUCACCAAUGGAACCGUCCCUAAUACUACCAUUCCUCUAAUUGCCUUCAAGAACUAUCCCCGGGUAGUCCUGACCACUGGAUUCGUGUUUCUCGUCAUCUUCUCAGUCUUCGGUGUCUUCGCCAAUGCCAUCUCGAUGUUGGCACUGGUGCGAUCUUCUAAACUUAGGAAUGCCACAACAGCCCUCCUGGUGAACCUGUGCUUCUGUGACCUACUUUUCAGCGGAGUGAGCACACCGUUCGCCGUGACUGUAUUCUGGUACGGUGACUGGAUAUAUCCUCACCACAUCUGCGUCAUCUAUGGCAUCACGAGAGGCUUCAACGUGGGCGCAUCUAUUUUCACCGCGAUGGCGAUAUCGAUAAACCGCCUUGUUAUUAUAUCGUACCCCACACGGUGCAAGCAGAUAUUCACUAUUGGCAACAACUUGCUGUUCGUUACUGGAACGUGGCUUCUAGCGUUAGCUCUGCUUAUCUUGCCAACUGGAGGUAUUUGGGGGCGGUUCGCUUGGGAUGCCGCAAUUGGAUCCUGCACCGUGGUUCCCUACAGGGGCAGGAGCAGCAAGGCAUUCUUAUUCAUGUCCGCCUGCGUCGUCCCGACUGUCGUAUUUGUCGCCUGCUACAGCAGGAUCUAUUACGUCGUAAGGAGGGCGCGCCAACGCUUGAAACAGUACAGCAGUGGAAGACGCAAGCCUACAGAGUUUGUCGCUGACUUAACCAGACGGAUCAGAGAGUUGAAUAGCCUGCAAGCUGAGAAGCAAGCAAAGAGGACUGGUGAGAAAGACAUGCGACUGUUGCGGAUGGUGCUGGUGAUCUUUGUGACGUUCACUCUGUGCUACCUGCCGUUGUUUGUGCUGAAGGCGUUCAGGCUCCUGGAUGACUACCCCGGAGUGCAGGUCUUUGCGUACUUGACCUUUUACUUUUCUGGUUGUGUGCAUCCAAUUAUUUACAUCUGUAUGAGUCGGGAGUACAGAAAGUCCUACUUUGAUCUGUUCAGAAGAGCGCAAGGAACGACGUUAGCGGAAACGACGGGUUGUCGCGAGACGCCGCUGUAGAAGCGCAACACGAGCUACAAGAGAUGUAGGCGUUCUAGGAGGUCCGAAGGCAUCGACAAACUCUGGGGGUGACCCAUGCUGGAAAUGCAGUGACGCAGACUGCAGUGUCCCAUAAGAGAGGGUCGAAGCGACUGACCCUGAAGGACCCCUAGAGUAUGUCUCAAGACACGAACAAUACUUUUAUAGAUCUUAGAGACCGACUACAGGUCGAGAGGUUCUCCUCUGAUGAUUAUUGAACAGUAAGUCUCCGCGGAAGUUUUGUCUGGAAAAGCAUCUACUUGACAGCUUCUGCUAAAUACCUCAAUGGAUUUUUGUACGUCGUAUGUAAAUACGUGUAUUUUUGUGUUUCUACGCUGCAGCUUCUUGUACAGUGAGGGCGUAAUUUUUCAUGAAGACUGUACAUUUAAAGGAACAGAAAUGCAGUGAUUGCUUGUUUCACUACUGAUUGUUGUGAUCAACAGAACAAGUGGCGUUUAUCCAUGUAGGAUAAUGUGACCAGACGACAAGGUUUAGGCUGUCCCACUUUUACAGUCAUAGUCCCGCUGUCUCAUCAGCCUACUAGUGGGACGGCGUCUUGUACCGCAUUUAGCUACUGGAACC
Ornithodoros turicata is the source of this 1762-nucleotide messenger RNA. Its product is annotated as G-protein coupled receptor moody-like. Gene Ontology annotation, molecular function: G protein-coupled receptor activity. Gene Ontology annotation, biological process: G protein-coupled receptor signaling pathway. NCBI's taxonomy places the organism in Eukaryota, Metazoa, Arthropoda, Arachnida, Ixodida, Argasidae. Gene Ontology annotation, cellular component: membrane. The transcript has a single exon. The record is from RefSeq and is a predicted model, not a curated record. Bases 26 to 1162 code for a protein of 378 amino acids.